AUGUACACUCAUCGACCAUGGACCAUUCGUCAGUAUGCAGGGUUCUCGACCGUCGAGGAGUCAAAUGCCUUUUAUAAGGAGAACAUCAAGGCCGGCCAACAAGGACUCUCGGUAGCUUUCGACCUGGCUACCCAUAGAGGAUAUGACUCAGAUAACCCGCGUGUGUACGGUGACGUCGGUAUGGCUGGAGUAGCUGUGGAUUCUGUCGAAGACAUGAAAAGGGGUGUCGAUCGUAAGAAAUUGACCGGUACCAUUCAAAAUGAUAUUUUGAAAGAGUUCAUGGUACGUAACACCUACAUCUAUCCGCCAGAGCCAUCGAUGAGAAUUAUUGGUCAGCAACAAAUUUUUGGAAAUAAACAUCGGAAUCGAUCGAUACGUAUCUUUGUUACAGGAGACAUCUUUGCUUACACAAGUAAAGAAAUGCCCAAAUGGAACAGCAUCUCCAUUUCUGGAUACCAUAUGCAGGAAGCAGGUGCUGACGCAGUCUUGGAGAUGGCUUUCACAAUCGCUGAUGGCAUCCAGUACUGCGAAACGGGAAUCAACGCAGGUCUCACCAUCGAUGAGUUCGCUCCUCGUCUUAGCUUCUUCUGGGGCAUUGGAAUGAACUUCUACAUGGUGCGAAAUAGCCAAAAUGGCGAGCCGCUCGACGUCUGUGGGCUGACCUUUAUCAAGGAACGCUUCAGUCCAAAGAGCAGCAAAUCGCUUAUGCUCCGCACUCACUCACAAACCAGCGGAUGGUCUCUGACUGAACAGGAUCCAUACAACAACAUUAUCCGAACUACUAUCGAAGCUAUGGCGUCAGUGUUUGGUGGAACUCAGUCCCUGCACACCAACUCCUUCGACGAGGCCCUCGGUCUGCCCACGAAAUUCUCGGCUCGAAUCGCCCGAAACACACAAAUCAUCAUCCAAGAAGAGAGCGGUAUUUGCAAG
Messenger RNA from Ostertagia ostertagi, 930 nucleotides. The record is from the annotation of a GenBank genome assembly. Lineage: Eukaryota; Metazoa; Nematoda; Chromadorea; Rhabditida; Trichostrongylidae.